AUGGCUGGGCGGCAAAGUCUGCAGCGGCCCGCCUCACUGCGCCACCGCUCACUGUACGACUGUGCACCGCCUACCUUCCUCUCCUCGCCUCUUCUCCGCCGCGCCAUCCCACCACGUGCCUCUCCGAAGCGGCAUCCCAACUCCCCAACACGCGCCUCUGCUCUGCGCCAUCCCACCGCGCCAUUCCCACCGCGCGCCUCUCCUCCGCGCCAUUCGACCGCGCGCCUCUCCUCCGCGCCAUCCCACCGCGCGCCUCCCUCCACGCCCCUCAUUUCCCCCGCUUCACCCCAGCAAAUCCCCGCUUCGUUCUACUCCUUUGCGCCCUCCUCCCCCCCUUCCCCCUUCCCUGCCUCCCCUCCUCCCUGCCUCCCCUCCUCCCCACCUCUCCUCCGCCCCUCCUCGCCUCCUUGCUGCCUCCCCUCCUCCCCACCUCUCCUCCUCCCCUCCUCCCCACCUCUCGUCAUCCCCUCCUCCCCCCUUCCCUGCCUUCCCACGUCCCCACUUCUCCACCCCCUCGUGCAGGUGGCGGCGGGGGUGUUGGGCCGACUGCUGGACGCGGCUCAGCAGCCGCACUCGCUCUUUGAGGUGGCGGCGGUGGUCACGCAGCCGCCGUCCAGCCGGGGCAGGGGGCGCACUAAAGGACAGUUGCAGCCGACCGCUGUGGGACAGCUGGCAGCAGAUCGCGGCCUGCCAGCCGACCGCAUCCUCUCGCCUGCCACGGCUCGCGAUCCCGCCUUUCUGGAGGCGCUGAAGCACCUGCAGCCAGACGUGUGCAUCACUGCAGCAUAUGGAAACUUCCUCCCGUCUUCCUUCCUCUCUAUCCCGCUCCAAGGCACUGUGAACAUUCACCCCAGCCUGCUCCCCAAGUUCAGAGGAGCAUCGCCCGUGCAGCGAGCUCUGGAGCAAGGAGUGAGGGAGACGGGGGUGACAGUGGCAUACACAGUCCUGCAGAUGGACACGGGGCCCAUCAUCGCACAGGAGAGGGUGGCUGUGACGGAAGACAUUCAAGCACCCGCCCUGCUCAACGACCUCUUCCAUCGAGGCACACACCUGCUACUGCAGCACCUGCCCUCCGUGCUGGAUGGCUCUGCUGCUGCCACUGCCACGCCUCAAGACGAUUCCCAAGCCACUCACGCCCCCAAGGUGGCAGCAGAGGAGGGCAUCCUCGACUUCUCUCUGCCUGCCCUCACACUGCACAACAAGGUUCGGGCAUUCGCCCCUUGGCCCGGCACCCGAGCCUCGUUCAUAACCAAGGACCCAGUGACGGGUGAUGUGGACAACGUCUCCCUCAAGCUGCUGCGCACCCGGCCCCGCCCCGCCGCCCCCUCCUCUGCCCCGCCUGACCCCGCGGUGGCACCGGAGGAGGUGGAGGAGGUGCGCCUGGAGGGGCAGGCCAUGCUCGUCCCCUGCGACGAUGGCUCCGUGCUCGAGGUGCUGGAGGUGCAGCCGGACAGCAAGCGACCCAUGACAGCCAAGGAGUUCUGGAAUGGCCUGCGCGACCGCAAGCUCUACCGUCCUGCCUGA
Messenger RNA from Closterium sp. Yama58-4, 1524 nucleotides. The record is from the annotation of a GenBank genome assembly. Lineage: Eukaryota; Viridiplantae; Streptophyta; Zygnematophyceae; Desmidiales; Closteriaceae.